AUGGCAGGACCAGCCUUUAGAAAGUUCCUUCCACUUGUAUUGAUCAAAAGGAGUCCCACCAAAACCGUAACCGAAGGAGGCGUUAUGCCUCCAGAAAAAUCUCGAGGAAAAGUCGUGCGAGCAAUAGUCAUAGCUAUUGGAUUGGGCUCUCAAGGAAAGGGUGGAGAGAUUCAACCAGUUAGUAUAAAAGUUGAAGAUAAAGUUCUUCUCCCAGAAUACAGAGGCAUCAAAGUCGUUCUAGAUGGCAAGGAUUCUUUCUUCUUUAGAGAUAAUUACAUUCUUGGAAAGUAUUUAGACUGA
This is a messenger RNA of Piliocolobus tephrosceles (Ugandan red Colobus), 300 nucleotides long. Its product is annotated as 10 kDa heat shock protein, mitochondrial-like. The transcript is spliced from 2 exons. Gene Ontology annotation, cellular component: mitochondrion; mitochondrial matrix. The record is from RefSeq and is a predicted model, not a curated record. The coding region runs from base 1 to 300 and encodes 99 amino acids. Gene Ontology annotation, molecular function: protein folding chaperone; protein-folding chaperone binding; metal ion binding. Lineage: Eukaryota; Metazoa; Chordata; Mammalia; Primates; Cercopithecidae.